AUGACUGAUGAAAAGACAAAAGUAUCUAGUGAAUUGCUCGAACAUGAAAAGCGGCAGCAUGACAACGAGGAACGGCUGAAUCGACAAAGUUUAGAUGUUGAACAACCACAAGAAGAAAAAGAAGAAGAAGAAGAAGAAGAAGAAGAAACAACACAACUAAAAACUACACCACUACAGGCCAUAGAUGUACAACAACAUUCACUGCUGAAAGAAGCAAUUGGGAAACAACACGAUUCAAAUGAAACACUAGCAAAUGCCGAUGCUGCCAAGCCAACACCAACAAUUGCACCUAGUCUCGAGGCACAGGAAAAUGAACGCGAGCAACACAAGGGAGAACAAGAACAGAAACAACUGGAAACUCCAGAACAUAAUGACAAGACCAACAAAGAAGCACGAUCUAAAAAACGCUUGACUUUACAAGAAAGACUAGCAUUAGCUGCAAAGGGGAAGAAAAAGACACUUGCUAGUAGUGGAAAAACUUUGUCCAAUGGAAGUGAGACAUUAUCAGGCUCUGAAUUAUCAUCACGAAAUACUAGUGUUGACGAUUUAGGUGUUCUUUCACCAGAACACUUAUCGAACGUAUCAAUUCCUUUAGAUACCAAACAUGAGAUAACCAAGCCUGAAGAAACCAUUGAUUUGGGUCUGCACAAGGAUGAAUUGGAAAAAUUGAAACUCGAAAAUAAGAGACUCUUGGAUGAAGUCAAUGCAUUGAAAAAGUCAAAGCAACCAAAGAGAGAAAGAAACGAACUUUUGACAACAAUAGCUCAAAAGGAUGAAACUAUUCAGCAAUUGAUGAAAGAAGGCGAGGCACUUUCGCACAAGGAACUCAAACUCAAUGAGACAAUCAAAAAAUUAAAAGCAACAAACCAGAUGCUAGAAGAGGAUAUGGGCGAGUUUGCUAAACGUCACGACGAGUCGCUUGUAAAACUGGAAGAAUUACAAGACUUUUUAAAGACUCACAAGUUAAAGAGUAUUGAGCAAAUGAUUACUAAAUAUACAGAAACGAUUGAAGAUUUGCGUAAGUUGAAAGACGAAAAUGAAGUGAUGAAAUCCUCAGAAAAUAAAUACAAAGACUUGCUCCUGGUUCAUGAAGAAACGAGUUUAUCAAAGCAAGAAUUGGCUAAAGAAUUGGGCAAUUUGAAAAUCGAACACGAAAUGACCAAAAAGCAAAGUGAACUUGAUCUCGCAGCAAAAGAGGAGCAAAUACAUGAAAUGAAACAAGAAGCAUUGAAAGUGAAAAAGAAUUACUCAGAGGAAAUAAACAGACUUGAAGAGAAAAUUGAACGGUUAAGACUAGAUCGAGAAGUAAAGCAUGAAUCCAAUCGCGAAACAAAAGGAAGUGAAGAGGAAAAAGUGGACUUUGUGGAUUUCAAAACCUUAUCUGACGCUCAUCAUUUAUUACAAAAACAAUAUUUGUCUUCGCAAGAGAAUUGGAAAACAAUGGAAUCAAAUUUAUUACAAAAAGCUGAAUCGUUAAAGGCCUUACUUGAAUCUGCAAAGAAAACAAAAGCCAAAUUAUCUUCAGAUAUCAUGAAGGCAAACCAAACCAUUCAAUCACAAGCUAGAGAAAUCUCCAGUUCCCAUGAAAAAUCACAAGCACAUAUUUCACGCAUUAAUGAAUUGGAGCUUUCGUUGAAAAUUAAAGAUAGCGAUUUGCAAGACCUUGUUGAAAAAACAGAAAAGAUGAAAUCCGUUUAUGAUCAAGAGCGUGCAAAUCUUAACGCUAAAAUUCAAACACUCAAUGAGCAAGUAGAAAGAGCAAAAGAGCUGAAACGACCCGAACCUCUCAAAUUUGAUUCGAAGAUUAAUCGAGACAAUUCCAUGAGCUCCAAUUUGAGCUGGAACGACAUUCGACUAGGAGAAUCUUCUACGACACCAGCAUUGAACAGAGAGUAUAGUGUGUUUAUGAACAACAGUCAUAAUGUAUCUCUGACUUCAUUCACCGAGAUGAACGAUGAUUUGUAUGAUCGCGAGCAAUAUUCAUAUUUGACACCAAGUCAUUUCGGUGGUGGGCCUGGUACACCAGGUAUAUCUCACAGUAUUGUUGGUGGAGGUAUUGUGGGAGGGGCAGGAGGAACAAAUGUGGGUGGUACAAGUGAAAGUACCCACAGUUUUGGCAUUCCAUCAACACAAACAACCAACAAUAAUUUACAGUUGGUCAAUAAGAUGAGUUCCAAUAUCAGAAGAUUGGAGAUUGAGUUGCAUACUUUGAAAGAUGAGUGUACAAAAUUGCUAGACGAAAAGGAACAGAGAGAGCAAGAAUUAUUGGAAUCGAUCAAGUUGAAUGAUGAAGUUAAUGAGUUGAAAGAGAAGAUUGCAGAGCUAGAAAAGACUAUACAGGAAAAAAGUAUAAAGGAGCAAACUAUGUUGGAACUCAUUGGUGAGAAAUCCGAACAAGUUGAAGAGUUAAAGGCUGACGUGGUAGACUUGAAAGACCUUUGCCGUAGUCAAGUACAGCAAAUGAUUGAACUUCAAGGUUUGUAA
Molecule: messenger RNA, 2484 nt
Organism: Lodderomyces elongisporus
Lineage: Eukaryota; Fungi; Ascomycota; Pichiomycetes; Serinales; Debaryomycetaceae
Exons: 1
Coding region: 1-2484 (827 amino acids)
Cellular component (GO): endoplasmic reticulum; Golgi apparatus
Source: RefSeq, a predicted model, not a curated record